This is a messenger RNA of Acanthaster planci (crown-of-thorns starfish), 384 nucleotides long. RefSeq names its product cell wall protein DAN4-like. The record is from RefSeq and is a predicted model, not a curated record. Lineage: Eukaryota; Metazoa; Echinodermata; Asteroidea; Valvatida; Acanthasteridae.
AUGCGUCACCGUUUCCACGAAGAGACAAACUCUAACCGGAGGACGACACAUUCGCCAUACGGCCCCAUAGUCAAGAUCACCUCCAAGAAUUCCUCGAGUACCUCAACCAGCAACACCCCACUAUCAAGUUCACCAUGGAACAAGAACAAGACGGACACAUCUCCUUCUGAGAUGUCCACCGGUCCAGAAACCCAGACGGCAUCCUCAACCACCGUGUCCACCGCAAGCCUACCCUCACCGACUGGUACCUGCACCAGAGAUCUUUCCACCACCCAGCCAUCAAGACCUCAGUCGACCACACCCUCGUCUGUAGAGCCAACGAGAUCUGCGACCAGAACAACCUACGCCAAGAACUCCACCACAUCAAGUCCGCCCUCCAGAUGA